Rodentolepis nana is the source of this 1536-nucleotide messenger RNA. NCBI's taxonomy places the organism in Eukaryota, Metazoa, Platyhelminthes, Cestoda, Cyclophyllidea, Hymenolepididae. The record is from the annotation of a GenBank genome assembly.
AUGGCACGAAUUUAUGGUGUUCUAAAAGGUAUUUCAAUCGCUUGUGCAUUUUGCUUAACACGAUUAAUUCUGCUAAAGGUAGCUUUACGAGAGACUCUGGCUAAGAAUCUACAUCUACGGCAACCGUUUGAUCUCGACCAUCUCGGACUUGGUGCACUUGAUUGCAACGGUGGGGAGUCCGCAAUCUCACGAUCUCGUUCGUUCAAUGGCCAGCCUAAGAGACCUGUUUUGGCAGCUAACCUCAGGCAGCGUAGCCAAACUCGUCCAAGGAAUAUUCUCUAUCCUAAUUUAGAUGCCAUUCUAAACGAGGCAGACACUAUUCUCCCAUCCCCAAUGGUGUUAGGCCUUUCAGGUCAAUCAUUACAAGUGGAACCUCAAAUAGGAGCGAAAGAAGCGGAAGUUCAACUUUUAACUAUGGGAUUUCGAGAUGCAACUAUAUCAGCUUCAACACCGGUGUCAGAAGAGCUCAUGGCCUGGAGUCGUCGGGAUAAGGCGAGACAACAAAUUGGUAAAAUUAACUACUACUUUUAUACUUUUAAGGGUUCCAAGCAAACUCCUUCGAAGACAGAGAUGAUUGACCUAACAAAACCUCUAGAUUCUUUUGUGCAUUCAUCAAAAUCGCUAAAACGGACUUGUCUAUCGCCUGCUAGUAUUCCCAAACACUCGUGUUCAAAACGCAGAAAAAUAACCCAGAAGUCAAUUGAACUAGAACGCGAUCCGUACGAACUCAGUGGAGAUGAAAAUAGUUCCCCAAUUCCUUUUCCCACCACUACCGAGAUUGCAGUUCCCUCUGCUAAACCUGUUAUCAGUAAGACUACUGGAGAUAAGAAGCGCAAGUUCUUUAUAACUCGAACUCCUGAGAUCCCUAGGCAACCAAACAUGUCUUCUUUGGAAUCGAAACAACGCAAACAUAAAACUGUGCUUUUCCUCAUGCAGACCAAACGUGUGCCUAAGCUGAUGUCAUCUAGAACACGGUCUCAACCUCUGACAGAUGAUGAGCGUGCAAGAAUCGCAGCUACAACAAUCUGGUUACCUCUCCCCAACCAACCCCCGUCUUCACAGCAACCAAAAUCAGCACCGAUAGAAGAAAACAACGAUGUUAUUGAAUGUGCCGGCGGUUCUGGUGAUGAUGAUUGGAUUGGCACUGAAAAACCUACUACGGCUGAUCCAUGCAGCACUCCGCUGAGAAAAUUAUCUGAAAAGCCACUAAUAAGGACCAGCGAUAACGGGGAUUAUGUUCAACCUUUUUCUGAUGUCUCGAAUGUUCUCGUUUCUUCAGUCAAACGACGAAACGUUGCUGAAAAUGAAACGACGGGUCACCAAGAGGUCAGACGUAUCUCUUUUGCCCAGCCACUUUCUCCCAUACCAAAGCGUGACUCUAAUUCACGAGGCUCUAGUGGACAAUCUGCAUCAGGUCUUAAAAUACCAAGGCGACAUCGUUCUCAAGAUGAAGACCAGUCGAAUUACGAGGAAUGGUUGAAGGAGUUUAGUUCUCAACUGAAACCCUUCGAAGAUUUUGACCUAACAAUUGAUUAA